AUGUCGGAAUUCCUAGGAUCUCGCAUCUCCCUCAUCUCCAAGAGUGACAUCCGCUAUGUCGGCGUCCUUCACGAAAUCAACUCGGACGAAUCUACCGUCUCGCUCGAGAACGUCAAGUCUUUCGGUACCGAGGGUCGCAAGUCUCGCCCCGAGGAGGAGAUAGCACCCUCCGACCAGGUCUACGAGUAUAUUAUCUUCCGCGGCAGCGAUGUGAAAGACUUGCGUAUUGAGGACCACCCGGGCAUCAAGGAGAACAAGGCUCCUGCCGUGCCCGAGGACCCUGCCAUCGUUGGUUCGCGCCCCCGCCCCGGCGGCCAAUUUUUUUAA
Molecule: messenger RNA, 327 nt
Organism: Verticillium alfalfae VaMs.102
Lineage: Eukaryota; Fungi; Ascomycota; Sordariomycetes; Glomerellales; Plectosphaerellaceae
Product: Lsm14a protein
Exons: 4
Coding region: 1-327 (108 amino acids)
Biological process (GO): P-body assembly; cytoplasmic stress granule assembly
Cellular component (GO): P-body
Molecular function (GO): mRNA binding
Source: RefSeq, a predicted model, not a curated record